Drosophila biarmipes is the source of this 1176-nucleotide messenger RNA. It is a transcript of the gene Gr22f, whose product is annotated as putative gustatory receptor 22f. The transcript is spliced from 3 exons. Gene Ontology annotation, biological process: sensory perception of taste. The record is from RefSeq and is a predicted model, not a curated record. Gene Ontology annotation, cellular component: membrane. Lineage: Eukaryota; Metazoa; Arthropoda; Insecta; Diptera; Drosophilidae. Bases 1 to 1176 code for a protein of 391 amino acids.
AUGUUGACCAUGGCUUUGAACUUCACAACUUGGUCAAAAAUUUUUCGACCUCGCCGCGGUUUUUGUCCCAUUUUGGCCUGGCUUAUGCUGAAGGCAGCUCUAUAUGGAUCCUGGCUACUUGGAGUUUUUCCUUUCACGUUUGACUCAAAAAGAAAACAACUGAGGCGUUCUCGAUGGCUACAAUUCUAUGGCAUAAUUGGCCAUUUUUUCUGCUUGUGCCUGUUUGGUUGGAACCAAUUUGUAUACCAGGGGAUAAGAAAACAAGGUGCUCUUGAGCGUAAUCCGUUGCUGGGACAAAUACAUGAGAAAUUCGGAGUCAUCGCAAUAUUCACCGCGAUCGUUACACAUUUCAGUACCUUUUCGGGAAGCAUCAAAAUUCAUGAGAUUGCCAACGAACUUUUAAGCCUUAGGAAUCAGCACUUUGACGAUUUUAAUGAAAGGAACUGUCCCACCUUCAACUGCUGUGUAAAUCAAAAAUCUUUGGCUGCGAUGUAUCAAAUAUUUAUACUUCUAACAUUUGCAUUAUCGCAAGGAAGUGUAUUGGCAAAGAUCCUGACGCUCCUCGGUUUCGUGCCAUUAGUGUCACUCCAUUUGAUUGUAAUGCAUUUCCACAUUGUAAUUCUUUUAAUAUAUCGACAUGUGUUUUUGAUUAACAGAGAACUCGUGGACCUGGCAAACAAUACACAAAUCACACAAGCCAAUCCCAGUAAAAAAUCCUCAAGAAUUCGCGAACUUGCCGGCGUAUACAAUCGUCUUUUGAAGUUAAAUAAAAACGAGGUAGAUGCAUACGAUUUUCAGAUGGCCCUUAUACUAGCUAUGUACUUUAUUUACAAUAUAUUAUUAAUAUUUUUCCUUAUUGUAAUUGGUAUUAGCAUGAACAAACAAUAUAUCUACUUUGUGGCUUCUCCGCACUUAGCUGUUAAUAUUUGGGAUUUUUGGUUAAAUAUUGUCGUGUGCGAUAUCACCGAAAAGGCUGGUGGAAAAACUAUAACAAUCUUGAAACGUUUUAAUGAUCUUGAGAAUAAAGAUGUCGAGCUAGAGAGAAGUUUGAAUGAGUUUGCCUGGCUGUGCAGUCACCGAAAAUUCCAAUUUAAGCUGUGUGGACUCUUUCAAAUGAUCAUUACCAAUUUUCUUUACAUGGUUUAUUUGGUGCAGUUUGAUUAUAUGAACUUGUGA